This is a messenger RNA of Branchiostoma floridae (Florida lancelet), 1804 nucleotides long. Its product is annotated as IgGFc-binding protein-like. The coding region runs from base 83 to 1624 and encodes 513 amino acids. The transcript has 10 exons. The record is from RefSeq and is a predicted model, not a curated record. NCBI's taxonomy places the organism in Eukaryota, Metazoa, Chordata, Leptocardii, Amphioxiformes, Branchiostomatidae.
CACAGAUGAUGGGCGUUUCUGUAAUGUUAUUGACUUUAUAGCUAGGCUCGUAGGUUUACAGGUGUGUGACGUAAAGACCAAGAUGGCGUAUGUGCGCUUAGCCGUGUCUGUGUUGGCCCUGGUUUCCUUAUCUUGGUGCAGUUCAGCUGCCCGAGACAACAAAGGUACGGAGUUUAUCCUGACAUUUCCGGAGAACCUACAUAGACAAAAUCUCAACCCAAAACUGUUCAUCGCCUGUCCACAUCCUGGUGGUGCUACAGUUGAGAUCACUCUUCCUUCUACUGGCUACAACACAAGAGAGCGGGCGACUUAUGGCAGGGUGACGGAGGUGGAAGUUGACCGUGCGGCCGUGGAGCUCGUCGGCAGUCGAAAGAGUGACAAAUCGGUUCACGUCACGUCCGAUGUGGAGAUCGUGGUGUACGGGGUGUUCGCCGAGAAAUUUUCCAGUGACGCGUACCUGGCUCUACCCACCGACGUACUGAGGACCGAGUACUUUGCCUCGUGUGCGGGUACUCCGAGCGAUAGGCCCGAUAGGCCUGCUGAGUUCGGAGUAGUCGGUGUCCAUGACGGGACGACCGUCACUAUUGUCCCCAGCCAAGCCGUGACGUUCGAUGGACAAAACUACGCCGCAGGACAGACGUUUUCUGUGGGGCUGGACCGAUUUGAAACACUUCAGGUACAGGCGACUGAGGACCUGACCGGUUCAAAGAUCACGGCUGACCAGCCAGUGGCCGUGCUGAGCGGAAACAUGUUUGCUAUCUGCAUGCCUAUGAACGAGCCACAGUUGGGCAGUGGGGACCACAUAGUAGAGAUGAUCCCACCUGUGGACACAUGGGGGAAGGAGUUCGUCACCGUGCCGCUGACCAAGCGUACCGGUGGUGACCUCUUCCGUGUUGUUGCCGCCCGAAACAACACACAGGUCGAUGUUACCAAUAAAAACACGAUGACUCUGAACGCUGGGGAAUUCUGGGAGAUUGAUGUUCCAUCUGAUGAGUACAGACACGUGACCAGCAGCGAGCCUGUUUUGUUGGUGCAGUACAGCAAAAGUAAUGAUGCUGACGAUACGCAAACUGAUCCGUUCAUGAUGAUCAUCCCGCCCGUCGCGCAGUUCGAAACAGAGUACACGUUUUCUACCGUGGAACUUUUCAGCACAUUCUCCAGACGUACUCAUCACAUCAACCUGGUCAUCAGCUCGGCUAACAAAGCUGGUCUCCGAUUGGAUGGGCAACAGUUGCCUAGCAACACCGUCUGGCAUGACGUACCUGGGACCGACUACGCAGCCGCACAACUGGAUAUUCCUGAAGGCACCCACACAGUUAAACAUAUUUCUCCGAUUGUGACAAUCGGUUUGCUCAGUUAUGGUUUUGUCACACCUGAGUCGUACGGCUAUCCCGGUGGCCUCCGGCUGUCCCGGAUCGCCGCCUCGUGCAGCACCACCACCCCCGUCCCCGCCGACCGUGUGGACAACGACUGUGACGGACGUGUGGACGAAGAGCUGCUGAACGGCAUUGAUGAUGACGGCGACGGACUGAUCGACGAAGAUUUAGCUAUCGGUAACUGCGCUGACAACAGGGACCAGUACAGGACGUGUCUGCUACAGCGCUGCAGGAAUCUGGGUCCAUAAACGAAACCCAGGUAGCGAGAACAAGGCAUCUUUUAAGAAUAAGGCCAAUGGUAUAUAGUAAAUGAUGUAUAAUCCAUGGAGAUAUGGGAGACCACUAAUAGAACCUACCAAUGUGUAACGAUUUUACAAGUUUUGACGGUCACCUCCUGGUAAGAUACCAAUUAAAGUUUAAAGGAACAA